AUGGCUCUUUUGCACGACAAACGUAUACGCGUUAUGUAUACUAUAUUGCAUUGCGAAGUAUUUUGGAAAUGUUUGGAAGCAUUACUGCCACUCUCCGACCUCGAAUUCGGGCAUGGUGUAAUGCUUUUACUGGAGAAUCCAAAAUCAGGUUCUUUUAUGUAUCCCUACUCGUCUGCUGCGCCCUCAAAUCCCCCUGUGGUGGUCACACCCGAUUCCGAUUCCACGAGUGCCAUGCUCUUGCCAGGACAGCCGCAGUCGCCUACUGCGAUGCUCUAUUCUCCACCAGCUUAUGCCUCUGGGCCUUCCCAACAAAAACAAGCCUAUCUCAACAAUAGCGGUGGCAAUGGCGCCACUGGCCCUGCGGCCAACAGCGGUGUCAAUCCCAGCACUACUAAUAAUGGUGCUAUGUUGGAUAUAAUGUCUCACUCCUUGAUGCAGUCCCCGAGCACUCAACAGGCCAAUAGCAACACCGGAAGCUUCUAUUGUUGGCCCCCUCCUCCCGGUACGGGUGCACCUGCCUCCAAUGUGGCCACUGCACGACUGCCCCACCUAACCCAGAGAAGAGGAGGUGGUGGUGGUGCAGCCUACAGGAUCUCCUCCCAGAACCCCCCUUCCGACUUCUCUCACGCCCAGUACUAUUUCCGACAGCAGCAGCAGCAACUGGCUCCGCAUAAGGCGGCUAGUGAGACCGGUGGCUACGGCUGUGUUCCCAGUAAGCUCAUGGGAAGUGGAACUUCCGCUACCACCACCAGUGGCAGUAGCAGCAGCAAUAAUUGGAAGGAACGACCACAUGUGGGGAAGUAUAGCCUGAUCCGCACCAUAGGCAAAGGCAACUUUGCCAAGGUCAAGCUAGCCCAGCAUGUGACAACGGGCAUGGAGGUAGACCAGUGUCUAACAGCUUUCCCAGGUCGCCGUCAAAGUUAUAGACAAGACACAGCUGAAUCCGACGAGCCUAAGAAAGUUUGCGACGGUAUUGUAAAUGUUCGCGGACGACGCCUGAACCCGCCCGCUCGCGUGCGUGCGUACGUGUGCGCGUGGUUACCCCACUGGCGGCGGAUGAUGAACAACCUUCGUGCGAUCCCUGCUGCCGACUCGAUGAAAUGCGCAUCCCCUGUUGCUCUUGUGUGGUUCGGCGCGUGCGUGGCAAAAAUUAUUUGCGUAAGGAGACUUGGAGGAGUGCUCCCCAUGCGCCGCAAUGCCAGUGGCUACUUAGGCGCAUUCUCUUCUCUCUUUCAGCUCUUCCGGGAAGUACGGAUAAUGAAGACCUUGGACCAUCCCAAUAUUAUCAAACUUCUAGAGGUCAUCGAGUCGGAGAAGCACCUGUACCUUGUCAUGGAGUAUGCUAGCAACGGCGAGGUGUUCGACUAUCUCGUUACCCACGGAAAAAUGAAGGAGAAGGAUGCACGGAUAAAGUUUCGUCAGAUUGUCUCUGCUGUACAAUACUGCCAUGCUAAAAACAUUGUACAUCGUGAUCUCAAGGCGGAGAAUCUGUUGUUGGACGAGUCGAUGAACCUGAAGAUAGCGGACUUCGGGUUUUCCAACAACUACUCAGCUGGUCGAAAAUUGGACACCUUCUGCGGGUCACCGCCAUACGCGGCGCCGGAGCUCUUCCUUGGCCGGAAGUACGACGGCCCAGAAGUGGACGUUUGGUCUCUCGGGGUCAUCCUCUACACCCUCGUCUCUGGCUCACUCCCUUUUGACGGCAAAAAUCUCAAGGAACUGCGGGAAUGUGUGCUCCGAGGCUCCUAUCGUGUGCCCUUCUACAUGUCUCACGAGUGCGAGAUGCUACUCAGGAAGAUGCUCGUUCUUAAUCCGACCAAACGCGCUUCUCUGCUAGAUAUUAUGAAGGACAAGUGGUUGAACACAACUUUCGAGGACAACAUCUUGCAGCCCUUCAAGGAGGACCUCCCCAAUUACAACGAUCCGGAGAGAAUUCAAGAUAACUACUUUUGCUUCUUUGAAUUAAUAGAAUGGAUGGUGCAGAUGGGUUUCUCGCGGAGUGACAUUCACGACUCUCUGAUGAAGCAGCGGUUCAACAACAUCACUGCUACGUACAUUUUGUUGGGUCAGCGAAAAAGAAAGUCGCUACCUUGGCCUCCCACCCUGUCUGGCGUCAUGCAGCCUCGAAGCCUCCCAUCGGAUAUGCCCAUGAGCGAUGGGAGUGCUUCGUCAUCAACAGCGGCAGGAAGCGGUCGACAACCAUCUUCACAGGCUCGUCAACUAACCUCCACCACAACUUCCACCGCCGCCGCCUCCUUCCGUCGUCCUUUCCACAAUCCCAGCUCACUGGCCGACGCCACCAAUCGCAAGCACUCCAACGCUGAUAUUGACAGCAACUACGCCUCUGAUGGGUAUAGAAAAACUACUAUUUCCGGUGCAUCCACCACAGGAGGAGGAGGAGGUCAGAGCAAGGUGACACCAACCUUGACGGCAGCCAAUGCGGAAGGUGACGCUAGCAUUGUAAAUGCGCCUCUGGCGAUAACGGAUAAUGACGAUGUGAAUAAUGUCUCCAUCCCGACUAACACGAUAGUGACUACCACCGCGGGCACCAUCGUCUCUACUACAGGAACCUUGAAGCGGCAACAAACGCGGCCAGACUCCCAACAACCAACAACUAACCUCACCACCUCUCCUGCUCCCUCACCACCCCCUCCGGAGUCGUCCUCCACUUCGAAACCGCUGAAAAACCAAUUCGUGACCUUAUCCACCUCUGCCAAUUCUCCCAGCACCGUUAAUCCUGUUGUAGGCACCUUCAAAGAUUCGAGAAAUGGUCAUACAAACUCCCGUCCCAGUGCUACUUCAGCUCAGACAUCAAGUCGAGGUGUCCCGGCCGUUUCCAAGCAUCCAUCCUUCACUCACAGAAAUAUCCUUACUGGCACCGAAGAUGAUUUCAACGUGCCAAUUUUGGCUCCGCGGGCCUCCGACGCCGCAGUGGCUGGAGCGGAGGCAUCGUUGGGCGGGCGUGUGUCAAAACGGGAUGAUACGACGUCCAAUCCUUCGACAAUCGUGGCGACGACUAGGGCGCAACCUUACGAGCUGAUCAACCCUGCGGCACUUGAGUCCUCCUUGCAGAACGCCUCCGACAUGGCAGGAAUCAGCAGCAAUACGAACCAGUCGCUGUUUUUAAGAAACCACCCUUCACUUGGAUAUCGGUCACUCCGGUUGCCGGCGGAUGCGGCGGCGGAACUAAGAGCUGCUGCAGCAGCGGCAACACUGUCGGGAACGGCGACAAUGGGUGAAGCGCAUCCUUCCACAUACUACAACACGGGCGGUAUCUACGUCUCACAUCUUCACCAAACUGGCGGAGGGGUGGGUUCAUCCGGCCACACGGGCACUAAGUCCGCCUCGCCCACGCAAGAGGUGACAGUGGUGGCUGGAGGUGAGAACAAGCGUUUGGCUGGCGGUGGCGGAGGUUUCUCCGUGCCUUUCGGCCGCAACGUGCCUGGCCGCUCCACCAUCCAGCACGUGCCUGCCUCGGAGACGCGCGACCGCCUCGCGCUUGAGCGGGCUGAUCAGUGGUCACGGCCCCUCGUCCGGCAUCCUGGCACCGCUGCCCACAUGGAUCAGAAAACCACCCUUGCUGACCUCUACAACCAAAACCUCAUUCAAACUCAAGCGACAGGACGCCAGAGCCCCUCAGACCUCUCAGAGAUCUCGGUGACGAGCAACUCAACAACAGCUAAGGCCUCUAGCAACUCUGGCUCUGUAGAUGACUUUGAAGCCGAUGAAGACGGCGGGGAGGACGAGGGGGAUGAGGGGGAGGAGGAGUUGGACGUUGACGAAGACGUUGACGAUGAGUGUUCCUCCGCCUCCGCCUCAGCCAACUUUCGACGCCGCCACCCCAUUGGAGUCGGAGGCGGUGGAGCCCCGGCCGCCUUCUCGCGAUCACGCUUUAAUCGGGACGGCACUCCGAUCAGCCUGCAGGAGACACCGACCGUCGUCAAGGCUCGCGCUAGCACCCUCUCCAAGACGGAGUCCAGGAAAACCUCUACAAAUUCUGGAAGUGGGAGCAGUGGUAGUAGUAGCAGUGGUGGCGGAUUCUUGCGCAACCUAUCAAUGCGUUUUUCGCGCAGCAAGCUCUUUAGGCUUCCAUUUGGAAACGGUGGCGGCACAUCCUCCUCAUCCCAACAGAGGGAGCAAGACAUGACGACGCCGGACUACUCGACCCUGCGAAGUCUGCGAGGUGUGCCUGGAACCAGUCCAUCGGAGGUGGCUCAGACCCCCGUGACCACACCGAAGUUGUCCUCCCAUCGUCUGACCACUGGUGGUGGUGGCAUUACUCGAAGUCGCAGCACUGUAUCCGGCGGACGCAGUAGCAGCUGCCGUGCCAAGUCACCCGGUCGCAUUUUUGGCCUGAUGGACCAGCAGCAGGCGCAGCACCACGUGAGUCGGCGCUCGGGGUUCGUGCCCGAGACACCGGCGACAGCAGAACGCACCUCCCGCGAUAUCACGCCAACCAACAAUAACGUCUAUACCCGUUCCGCCUCGAGCGUCACCGCACCUCGCAACUCCCUCGUGGAGCAUUCCAUUCAGUCGGGUGGCGGAAGUGGUGGCGCUGGCACUAGUGGAGGAAACGCACGAGUACUCUUUCGCAUGGAGAGCAACACGCGUCGCCAAUUGGACGAGAUGAUGGCGGAGAUCAAGCACGCCCUGCUGGCGUCCGGCGUAGCCUUUAGCCAGACCGAUCAUCCACAUCGUCUGCAUUGCACCUGGGUGGUCGGCGGCACCACCCCGGAGACGGACUUAGAUUCAGGUCUCCCCAUCACCAGCGUCACUGGCUCAGGAGAAAUCUUGCGGCUAGAAUUGGAAGUCUGCAAGCUUCCAAAGGAGGGCAUGAAUGGGGUGCGCUUCAAGAGGCUUGCUGGUCCUGCGGCCGAGUUCAAACGCAUCUCACAGAAGUUGGCGGAGGACCUUAAGCUUUGA
This is a messenger RNA of Echinococcus granulosus, 4923 nucleotides long. Its product is annotated as Serine/threonine-protein kinase MARK2. The transcript has 19 exons. The coding region runs from base 1 to 4923 and encodes 1640 amino acids. Gene Ontology annotation, molecular function: protein serine/threonine kinase activity; tau-protein kinase activity; ATP binding. The record is from RefSeq and is a predicted model, not a curated record. Gene Ontology annotation, cellular component: cytoplasm. NCBI's taxonomy places the organism in Eukaryota, Metazoa, Platyhelminthes, Cestoda, Cyclophyllidea, Taeniidae. Gene Ontology annotation, biological process: intracellular signal transduction; protein phosphorylation; microtubule cytoskeleton organization.